Molecule: messenger RNA, 920 nt
Organism: Dromiciops gliroides (monito del monte)
Lineage: Eukaryota; Metazoa; Chordata; Mammalia; Microbiotheria; Microbiotheriidae
Gene: TTC9B
Product: tetratricopeptide repeat domain 9B
Exons: 3
Coding region: 72-752 (226 amino acids)
Molecular function (GO): protein binding
Source: RefSeq, a predicted model, not a curated record
AGGCGUCUAGGGUGGGGAUGGGCUCCCCACGGUUGGUGAUGCGGCGGCUGUAGUGCCGCGAGUUUCCCACAAUGCAGUGCGGUGCGCUGUCCCCGGUGCUGAUGCUGAGUGCAGCCCCUGAGCCACCGCCUCGUCCGCCGCCCUCCCGCUCCCCACCAGGCCCGGGCCCCCGCCAUGGCCCGGGCCCGGAGGCCUCGGGAGGCCCAGGCGGGGGAGCCCUGGAAAGCAGCCUGCGGGCCGCCGUGGCGUUCAAGGCCGAGGGCCAGCGCUGUUAUCGAGAGAAGAAGUUCCGCGAGGCUAUUGGCAAGUACCACCGGGCGCUGCUGCAGCUGAAAGCGGCCCAGGGGGCCCGCCAGCCCGGCCCGGGCCCCAGCCCCACGCCCCCGCGCCUCAGUGAGGAGCAGCGGCGCCUCAUGGAGAGCACCGAGGUGGAAUGCUAUGACAGCCUCACUGCGUGUCUGCUGCAGUCGGAGCUGGUGAACUACGAGAGGGUGCGGGAGUACUGCUUCAAGGUGCUAGAGAAACAGCAGGACAACUUCAAGGCCACUUACCGGGCGGGCAUAGCCUUCUACCACCUGGGUGACUACAGCCGCGCCCUGCGCUACCUGCAGGAGGCCCGGAGCCGGGAGCCCACAGACACUAACGUCCUUCGCUACAUGCAACUGACCCAGUUGCGGAUGAAUCGCCGCAGCCGAGAGCGAGAAGGUGGGAGCAGCGGGGGUCCCGCCCGAACUCGAGAUGUGAUUGGAUGACCCACUGGCCUCACUCCUGGGGUCUCCCCCUCCAGGCCUGUGUCGUGUGCUUUGUGUGAGACUUGGGACUUGGGCCCCAGGAGAAGCAGGGAGGGAGGGUGGGGAGGCGCCUGCCCCACUGAGACCAACUUCUGGUUUUGUCCCUGCCUCGCUGGAGGCUUGUUUAUU